Molecule: messenger RNA, 2544 nt
Organism: Penicillium brasilianum
Lineage: Eukaryota; Fungi; Ascomycota; Eurotiomycetes; Eurotiales; Aspergillaceae
Source: the annotation of a GenBank genome assembly
CAGCUGUCAACACGCACCAGUCCAGCACACCGUACAAUUGGAGGAGCUCAUAUGACUAUCUACACUUAAAUUGCGAUUCAUCUUGUCUCUGUUGACUACUCAAUGUGGUCUCCAUGGCAGGACUGAAUAAUGACAAUCUCCUCGAUACGGAGGUCGAUGCCUCCGAUCACAUUCUAAGCCCCCAGCCCUUUGCCCCUCCUAGCAAGGAGCUACUUGUCACUUCCCUCGAGACAGCCCACCUACCAAGCGACGCCGGAUCGACAAUUGACGACGGCCAAAUGUCAACUCAAAGCUACGAGUACAGUUCAUCUGGUUCCUCAACCCGACAUUCGACAAGCGAUAUAUUCGGCUGUGAGAUGGACGAUGAGCUCGAGCAGAUGAAGUCCCGGGCAUCGAGUCGCUCUUCGUUCUCUUCGGUGCCGGCAUCAGUUCUUAUACACCCUCUGGAUCAAAUGAAGCAAAUGCCUACCAUCGGCAUACAUGAGCAAAUCGCCGCAUACUCGAUGGAGGAGGAAGAAGCUAAGUUCGGCGGCUUCGAUAGGUCGCCACAAUCGAUUCGAACGAUUCGCCAACGCGAGGCUGCAUUCCGGAAACCGAGCUCCGUACGGGCUAUGCAGAUGUAUACAGAGGAUGAGGCGGAUGAGGAUGAAUUCUUGACACCACCCCGACGUCGCGCAGGCAUGCGAUCGCCCGGGACAUCACCGCUGAAACGGUCACCCUACUAUUCGCCCAAGACGACACAAAGCAAACCGGCCGUCAAGAAGGAAUACCCACUCGUGCUACUUCACUGCACACUACUCGCCCCAUCUUUGCCUGUACCAGGUGCAGCUGAGCCGCGGAACCAGAAGAUCGUCGAAGAGGUGCUACCACCGCAAUACUGGAAACGAUGGCGCAGACUCCAAGACAAGGUUGGCUCUGGUGUUCUUCGUGAUCGUGGUGUGCUGAUUUCUCAUCCCGAGGACUUAUAUGAUAUGCUGGAGGAGCGAUUGCUUGAGAGUCUGGAACUACAGCGCCCGCUCGUGCACCGGGGUCAUUUCCUAGGUCAUGAAGAGGCUGAUCCAGGCUCGGAGGGCGAAGUCUCUGAUAGAGGGGAGAGCGAGACGGAUGGGGAGCAAGGCGACGAAUGUCCCGAUUGUGGUGGGCGUUUCCUACAUUAUAGUGACACCAACCGCAAGUGGGAGGUUAGGGUAUACGCGGCAAAUGGACUAAUGCGUGCCGGUGCGUGGGCUGCAGCGUGGAAGGAGAUGGAGAAGGUCGAUGUCGAGGUUGGCGUCUGGCUACCGUCGGAUAUACGGCGAGCCUUAGAGAAACGACUCAUGGAGGAGCAUGCCGCUGCCGUUACGUCCACGGAGCACGCUCACCAGGCAAUGGUGUUCCACGAUGCAGAGAAGCUGGAUAUAGACUCACGCCGAUUAUCCGUUCAGACCCACUCCAGGACCUUCAGCGAUGCUGGGUCUUUCCGAAGCAGCGGACACCCUGUGGAACCUCCGCCGCAGGAGAAGCGACCAGACUUGCCGCGAGUCAAUCAGCAGCAUGAAAUUGACCUGCGGACCCUGAUGAUUAACUACAUUCGCGUCUUGGCUGGGGACAGACGCAAUGUCGCACUGGUCUUCUUGGGUGUCUUGGUCAUCUUCCUCGCUAUCGGGGCUCAGCCGCAGAAAGAUCAGCUCCAGGGUAUGUUGCAUUCGCUGGCUCGCGAUGAUUUCUUUGCAAGGCCGGAGGCGCCGAAAGUACACGUCAAUGCCGAAGUGCCCACUUUGUCAAUGACUUCUUCAAGCUCUGUCUUGAUGAAGGGGAUUAUUCCUACUUCGAGCAUUGUGGCUUCUACGCCGGUUUUGGAGUUGGUUGCCCAGUCGCAAACAGAGGAUACUAUCCCAUCCUCCACAGCUUCUGAGGCCGAAGUCAUGUCCUUUGACCCCGAGCCGACACCUGAAGCUGCGCCACUGGAGGAUAGUGAAGAAAAGGAAAUCCACAGUGAAGGGUCCCGCGAUAGAGAUGUUUAUAGUGAGGAAAUUCAGAGCGAACAUAUUCAGGGCGAGGAUGUCCCUGGACAAGAAACCCAUGACGAAGGAAUCCACGACGAGGAAAUUCAUGACAAAGCGAUCCACGACCAAGCGAUCCUCGACCAAGCGAUCCACGACCAAGCGAUCCUCGACCAAGCGAUCCUCGACCAAGCGAUCCUCGACCAAGCGAUCCUCGACCAAGCGAUCCUCGAAAAACGUCAUGAAUCCCAGUCAGAGCCAGUCUAUGCCAGUGUAGAACUGUACCCUGGCGUGACUGAGUCGGUCGAUUCUGUGGAGAAACCUCAUGUCGCCGAACCCGAACGCCAACCCGAACCGGAGGAAUGAGACCCGAAGUAUUUGGGGAAGACGAACACGCAAUAUUGAAUGUGACCCUUAACGACUGGAAUGAAUGAGCUGCGAUAUUGACGUUUGAUUUCUUAACAAUUUCUCAUGAUGUGGGACCUUGCUACCCAACUUGGAAUCUUCACUAUGAAAAUUGAGAUAUCUCUCGAGAAUAUCUAAAAAGUAGGUUUCUGAAUAC